GGGGUGGAGGCUUCACUCCAGCCAAUCAGGUAGUGGAUGUGACAUCGGGGGGCGGGACAGAGCCGCACGCUUUCCGUGCUUAAAUUAACGAAAAACUGUACAGCUGCCCGUAACGCACACGUUUAAACGCCGUAACUUCGCAGAGAGACGUUAAAAAUCCAUCAUGUCGGACAAGAAAGCAGUGAUAAAGAACGCAGACAUGUCUGAUGAGAUGCAGCAGGAUGCAGUGGACUGUGCCAUGCAGGCUAUGGAGAAGUACAACAUUGAGAAGGAUAUCGCCGCUUAUGUCAAAAAGGAGUUUGACAAGAAGUACAAUCCCACAUGGCACUGCAUUGUUGGGAGGAACUUUGGCAGCUACGUGACACACGAGACGAAGCAUUUCAUCUAUUUCUACCUGGGCCAAGUGGCCAUUCUACUGUUCAAGUCAGGCUGAAAACAAAACAUGCCCUUCUAAACUACUUUUAAUUCAGCCCUUAAUACUUCUGUGCCACACUGUACAUUUGCUAACACCUUACUGCAGACAUGCCUACCUCCUGCUUUCCUGCUUGUUUUAGUCCAUUAUUGUUUGCUGCCUACAACACUACCACCAUUGGUGGAUGGCGCUUUAGUCAUGCCUGGACUGGUGAUGUGCCGUUCAUAGAAAAUGUCAAUGUAAAACUACUUAUCAUGCCAGCACUCAGUCAACAUUUGCACAUCUGACAGACUCACCAUGAAUCAUAAUUUCUGGAUAUUAUUUCUGCUGUGCAUUGAUGCGCAGACAUUGUACAUUAUUUCAUAUGAAUAUGUUGUAUAAUAACUUAUUUUUCAAGAAAUUAAAAUGAGCAACAGAAAGUUUUUGUUGAAAUGCCUUUAAUUUUCAGUGUCAACUGAUAAUGAAUAAAAAUGCCAAGACUGUUGCUCACACUUAAUAAAGAAUAUUAACAUGCUAAGAGAUUUAAGGUUUUGUACAUGCUUGAACAUUCCUGUUUCCACUUCUUCUGUGAAUAUUUACAAUGUCACUGCUGUUUCUCUGGAAUGUAAUUUAGUGUGCACUUUGGUAUUGUGAUAUUUUCAACAUGUUGAGCACAAAACAACUUUCAGACAGUAAAUGGGUUCAAAAUGUG
Messenger RNA from Lates calcarifer (barramundi perch), 1103 nucleotides. RefSeq names its product dynein, light chain, LC8-type 2b (gene dynll2b). Gene Ontology annotation, biological process: cilium assembly; microtubule-based process. Bases 164 to 433 code for a protein of 89 amino acids. Gene Ontology annotation, molecular function: dynein light intermediate chain binding; dynein intermediate chain binding. The record is from RefSeq and is a predicted model, not a curated record. NCBI's taxonomy places the organism in Eukaryota, Metazoa, Chordata, Actinopteri, Centropomidae. Gene Ontology annotation, cellular component: cytoplasmic dynein complex. The transcript has 3 exons.